Messenger RNA from Anopheles marshallii, 549 nucleotides. RefSeq lists its product as uncharacterized. The transcript is spliced from 3 exons. The coding region runs from base 1 to 549 and encodes 182 amino acids. Lineage: Eukaryota; Metazoa; Arthropoda; Insecta; Diptera; Culicidae. The record is from RefSeq and is a predicted model, not a curated record.
AUGAGGACGCUCUAUACGAUCUACUUCCUUUUGGCCGCUUCGUUCUUCGCGGGCAUUGUGAUAGCGGGUGUUUCACAGCUCAGCAAAGAUCGUCUGGAGACAUCGGUGGUUCCCGAGGUGGCAGUUCGCAGCAAGAGGCAGCUGUUGCCUAUUCUCGGGGGUUUCAAUGGAGUUUCCGGUUCUAAUGCUGCCGCGAACGCUCUCAGUCAAAACAUUGGUGGGUUAGGCUUUUCCAGCUCGAAUGCAAAUGCUAACGCCUUCAACCAGCAGAACGGUCCGAACGGAGCCGGAGCGUCGGCCGCCAAUGCGCAGGCCCAAUCGUUCCAGAGCAAUGGACCGCUCGGUUCGUUCGGUGCGUCCGCUGCCCACGCGUCCAGCAUGGCUAUCAGUGCCGGUCCGGGUGGGCCAGCCGGUUCGGCGGGUUUCUCCGGUAGCCAGACGUACAACUUGCUGGGAAUGCGACCGAUUUCGAUAGCCUAUUCCACCGGAUUUUCCUUCACCAACGGCAGGGUGGCUCCCGCGAAUGCGAUUAGCAUUGCACAGGGCUGA